Molecule: messenger RNA, 2682 nt
Organism: Corythoichthys intestinalis (scribbled pipefish)
Lineage: Eukaryota; Metazoa; Chordata; Actinopteri; Syngnathiformes; Syngnathidae
Gene: pgd
Product: phosphogluconate dehydrogenase
Exons: 13
Coding region: 82-1533 (483 amino acids)
Biological process (GO): pentose-phosphate shunt, oxidative branch; pentose-phosphate shunt
Cellular component (GO): cytosol
Molecular function (GO): NADP binding; phosphogluconate dehydrogenase (decarboxylating) activity
Source: RefSeq, a predicted model, not a curated record
GGUGGGGUGGAGUCAACUAGCUGAGUUCAGAACGAGGAAGCUCAUCGUCAUUUGGAAAUUUUACGGUGAAGACUGAGCACAAUGCCUGAAGCAGACAUCGCACUCAUUGGUUUGGCUGUCAUGGGCCAGAACCUUAUCAUGAACAUGAAUGACCAUGGCUUCGUCGUGUGUGCCUACAACCGCACUGUGUCCAAGGUGCAUGACUUCCUGCAGAACGAGGCAAAGGGCUCCAAGGUGAUUGGCGCCGAGUCACUUGAGGACAUGGUGUCCAAGCUGAAGAAGCCCAGGAGGAUCGUUUUGCUGGUCAAGGCCGGACAGGCGGUGGAUGACUUUAUUGACAAACUGGUUCCCCUCCUCGAGAAAGGAGAUAUAAUCAUCGAUGGGGGCAACUCCGAAUACAGAGACACGACUAGACGCUGUAAGAGUCUGAAAGAGAAGAACUUGCUCUUUGUGGGCAGUGGAGUCAGCGGUGGUGAAGAGGGGGCACGCUAUGGACCCUCUCUCAUGCCGGGAGGACAUCCGGAGGCCUGGCCUCACAUUAAAGACAUCUUCCAGAGCAUCGCUGCCAAGGUGGGAACAGGAGAGCCGUGCUGCGAUUGGGUAGGCGAUGAGGGCGCCGGUCAUUUUGUCAAAAUGGUUCACAAUGGCAUCGAGUACGGUGACAUGCAGCUGAUUUGCGAGGCCUAUCACCUGAUGAAGGACGUACUCGGGAUGGACCACGAUGAGAUGGCCAAGGCUUUUGACGACUGGAACAAAACUGAGUUGGACUCGUUUCUUAUCGAGAUCACCGCCAACAUCCUUAAGUAUCGAGACGCCGACGGUACGCAUCUGUUGCCCAAGAUUCGCGACAGUGCGGGACAAAAAGGCACGGGGAAGUGGACUGCUAUUUCAGCCCUUGAGUAUGGCACUCCUGUAACCUUGAUCGGAGAGGCAGUCUUUGCCCGAUGUCUGUCCUCCCUGAAAGACGAAAGGGUGGAGGCUAGCUGCAGCCUGGCGGGGCCAGCGGGAGUCAAGUUCAAUGGCAAUAAGGAGGCCUUCCUGGAAGACAUCAGGAAGGCCCUGUACGCCUCCAAAAUCAUCUCGUACGCGCAGGGCUUCAUGCUGCUUCGCCAGGCUGCCAAAGAGUUUGGCUGGUCCCUCAACUACGGCGCCAUUGCGCUAAUGUGGAGAGGAGGCUGCAUCAUUCGCAGUGUGUUCCUGGGCAAAAUUAAAGAGGCGUUUGACAGGGAUGCAGAGCUGCAGAACUUGUUGUUGGACUCUUUCUUCACCGAUGCUGUACACAAAUGUCAGGAGUCAUGGCGUCGAGCAGUCAGCACGGGCGUCCAGCAUGGCAUCCCCAUGCCUUGUUUCACCACUGCCCUGUCCUUCUAUGAUGGCUACAGGCACCAGAUGCUGCCUGCCAACUUACUUCAGGCACAGAGAGAUUACUUUGGGGCUCACACCUAUGAGCUGCUGACCCAGCCGGGCAACUUCAUCCACACUAACUGGACGGGCCACGGUGGAAACGUCUCAUCUUCCUCCUACAACGCGUAGCGAGCAUGGCGAUAUAGACCGCAAACAAGAACAUGCAAAAGUCACAUUGCGUAAAAAGACAUGCUACACAUUCCGCCAGUACAUGACCACAGCAUUUCGACUUGUAACGUUGUGGUGCUUUUUAUCUUUCCAAGCGUUGAUUCCCAGAUAGACCGACGUUGAAAAGAUGUUGAAUCAACAUUCCGUUCUGCUGUCGAUCUUAUAUCGUUGAAACAACGUCAGCUUUGCACCCUCAAUUAAUGGUGUUUCAACAUUGAAAUCCUUUCAAAACCUAAACAUCAUUUGAAUUAUUAAUAAUAUUGGAACAACGCUGACUCAAUGUUAUGUUUUCAAACAAAAUGCCUGCUCAUUCAUAAUUCAAUGACUUUUCAAUCAUAUUUCCCGGUCAAUAAUAAAUCAACUAUUUGUCAACAUUAGUUCAUCUACUGUAAAAAAAUGUUAACCCAACGAUCACCAGCAAUACCAUAGAGGAAUGUUGUUUCAACGUCACUUGACGUUGAAAAUUUUGAUGUCAACCAUCGAAAAUCAACGUUUAUUCAAUGUUGGUCCGCUAUCUAGGUUGGUAGAUGUGUCUGUGUCAGGUUGGGGCCUGAGUCCGGAGCAUUAACACUGGAUUUAAGCUGAAGCAUUGCUCUGUACUUUACUAGGCUAAAUAAAGAUUUCAAUCCCUUUAUAAUUAGAUUGAAUACUCGUUACUCACAGGAUUCCCGAGUGUUUGUGUGUGGUUCUAUAAAUGGAGUGACGACAAACUGAGAGGGUUCACAAAGUACACACAAAAUACACUGACAUAGUCUAUAGUACAUUGUUUUAAAAAAAAAAAAAAAAAAAAAAAGGCAGCAGCCAAGACAAGUACAUUCCACAAAUUAGGGACAACAAAUUCAAUACUGUUUUAAAAGUGGGAGGGACACGAAUGCAUUUUAUUUUGAAGACAUGUAUACAUGCAUUAAAAUUGCUCUACUGUUUUUUUUAACCAAUUUCAGGGGAUGUAAAUGCUCAGUAACCCGAUUUGAAGGUACAAUGUGGCCAUAUUUUGCUACCAUACAAUGCAAUAGAUAAAAGCAUUGUCGUACACUUGGUGGUCAUACAUUUGGUACAAAACAAUUUUGAAAUGUUCAUUUAACAUUUGCAUAUAUAAUAUACAAAUACGCC